Messenger RNA from Trichoderma atroviride IMI 206040, 1708 nucleotides. NCBI's taxonomy places the organism in Eukaryota, Fungi, Ascomycota, Sordariomycetes, Hypocreales, Hypocreaceae. The record is from RefSeq and is a predicted model, not a curated record.
UGUCCGCUCAUUCAGCUCAACGCUUCUUGGAUAUCGAUUGUCCAGUAUUAUAUACAAUACACACUCACUCAUUUCUGCCUCGCGCAACAAACAACAAAUCACGUCUCACAGCACUCGCAGAAAGCAUUCAAAACUUCCAGUGUAUCAUCGCAGAUCUCCGUCGUCUUGCCUGAUUUCACUGUUAUAACACUUGCACUUCACACCUUCACCCAUUCCUCACGCGCCGCUUAGAUAGCUUGUGCGCAAUCUUCACCACCCCAAAUCUCAACCAUCAAAAACUCGAAGAAUUCAAGAUGAAGUUCUCUCUGUUCGCCGCCGCCGCUCUCCCGGCCCUUGCUCUCUCUCAGUCCACCACCACUCAGACGUCGACCACCGUCCUGACCAAGACUGUCACUCUCGCCAGACUUCACACCGUCACUUCCAUUGUCUCCUCUCACAACGCCACCACCACUGCUGCCUCUGCCACCUCGGCCCCCUACCAAUCAAUCGGCACUGCUGUCAGCACCGGCGUCGGCUCGACUGCCUUCAAGCCUACAGUCGUUCCCUCCACCGGUGCUCCCAUCGCUUCUGCCACCAAGGGCCCCCACAGCGCUGGUGUUGCUCUUGAGGCCAGCAAGGUUGCCUUGGUCGGUGUCGCCGGCAUGAUGUUUUUCGCCAUGAUGUAAAUCUUUGCGAAAUGACAGCAUACUUUGGAGUGUGGACAGUUGAGGGAUGAAGUGGACCCUUUCUUCCUCCGCGGACAGCAACCAUUUUGUCUUGUUCGCUCAUAUAUCAAACAUUUUCUUUUGUCAUCUUGAAAAAAUAAAACCCAUUCUUCUGUAUGACGAUCUACGAUCAUUUACGACUCGCCGACGAUUUGACAACGUGCUUCUGUUGAAAAGGGAUGGGCCCUUUUCGUCCACAAAGGCCUGGCGGUCUACUUCUUUCUUCUUCAUCUUCUUCUUGAUUCCCCCAAUUUUAUUCGUCUGUGCUCAAGCGCGCCCAUGGCGCUGCUGAGCGCAUGUUCCCCAUUGAUACUUUUUUUUCUUGGGUGAUCCUGUCAUGCUCGUGGUUCCUGUCGCUAAAAUGAUGACUACUGGCCACGGUUUGCAAUCCACCAACCGCCCAUUCUUUCAUCGAUUAUCAUAUGCUUGAACUUGAGCAUUGUCUAUUCUCACUCGUGGGAAUCGACUGAAUCUUGAAAGCCACUAUAAUGAAAGCACAGUUAUAUCCUUUAAUAUGACCAGAGACAGCACGCAUUGAAUGUGUGAGCGAGCGGGCUGGCUGGAUCUUAAUUUCAAUUCAAUUAUAUUCUUUUUACGCCUCCUGUUUCUAUCAUAACCCCUACACUUGGCAACUCUUCAAAACAUCUUUGGAUCUGAUACCAUGGAUGUACAUCCAGCGUGCUGGUGUACUUCUAUUUUGCGGGUGACGGGUACUUAUUCUCUUCUAUUGGUGAUACCCCCUUUUUAUAUAUUGGAGACGAUAUAGUUGGGACUGGAUUGUAUUAGAUGUGCUCUCCAAGUAUUCCUUGAGUGGCGCGUGUUCAACUACAUCUUGUCCCUGACUCAAAGGCUUGUGGUUUUGGCGUUGUGCCCUUUGGGGUUUUAUUCAGAUACUGGAGUUUGGACAGAGGUUCGGUGUUAUGGAGGGAAAACAGGCGGUGAUCGACCCUAGUGUUUGUCUUGUUGGAACUAGGCAGUACAAUAAUCACAAUCAUCGUAUCAUU